Plectropomus leopardus (leopard coralgrouper) is the source of this 586-nucleotide messenger RNA. Lineage: Eukaryota; Metazoa; Chordata; Actinopteri; Perciformes; Serranidae. The record is from RefSeq and is a predicted model, not a curated record.
UGACAAACAAACACACACACGACUCGUCUUCACCAGCAGAAACAUGUGUAAAAUGUGUGUGUGUGUGUGUGUGUGUCUCUACAGUCACGAAGCUGCAGUGUGCUGAGCAUUGCAACAGGAGGUGUCGCGGUCCGAAGCCCAGCGACUGCUGUAACGAACACUGUGCUGCCGGCUGCACCGGACCUCGAGCCACCGACUGCCUGGCCUGCAGGGACUUUAAUGAUGAUGGGACCUGUAAAGACACUUGUCCUCCUCUCACGCUCUACAACCCCAAAACCCACCAGGUGGUCAACAACCCAAACGCCAAGUUCACCUUCGGAGCGCUGUGCCUGAAGGCCUGCCCACAUAACUACGUGGUGACGGGCGGAUCGUGUGUUCGUACCUGCAGCGCCGGCAUGUACGAGGUGGAGGAGAACGGAGUCCAACGCUGCAAAGCAUGCGACGGUCCCUGUCCUAAAGCCUGUGACGGAGUCGGCGUCGGCGCCCUGAUCAAAACCAUGGCCGUCAACGCCUCCAACAUCGAAUCCUUCAGGAACUGCACCAAGAUCAACGGGGGCGUCUCGCUCAUCAAAACCUCCUUCACCGG